Messenger RNA from Stylonychia lemnae, 1038 nucleotides. Lineage: Eukaryota; Ciliophora; Spirotrichea; Sporadotrichida; Oxytrichidae. The record is from the annotation of a GenBank genome assembly.
AUGAAUAUAAGCCAAGAAAACUUAAUCAAUAAUGAAAAAUUGAUAGAAAAAUGCAAACUUUAAUGCGACAAAAUAAUUAAAGGAUAUGAAGAUUAGAAUGAUGACUUAAAGCCUGAGUACGAAGUUUGUAUCAAAUUAAUUCCAUGGGGAUCAUCAGUAGAAAAAAUGAAGGCUCCAUAGCUUGCAUUAGUCGAUUAAAACUAAAAUAUAGGUACUUCUUUUAAAAUGUCUUAAAAUUAAUUGCAAGAAUUAAAUCAACAAAUCUAUCUUCCCAAACAAAUAACAUCUACCAGUGAUCAGCAGGAUUCAAACAAUAAUAAUAGACAUCUAAUGGAUCCUUAUAAUAUUUUAAUCGAAGAUAAUAAGCUUACUAAUAUUGAUCAUUUCCAACUGGAUCUUAAAAGUGAAUCUUUACUUAGUAAGUAAAAUUGUUUAAAAACUGAUAAUGCAUAAGAAUUUAAGAAAACUUUUAAAAUUGAGUAGACAGAGAAAAAAUUGAAGUAUGAUUUAGAAAGAGAAUAAAAGCAUGAAUAAAAUUAUAAGACUAAUUUGAAUGACUAAUAACUUAAUUGCUUAGUUUAAGAAAAGUAUUAAAGCAAGAUAAAAUAACUCGGAAAAGGAAACAUAAAGAACAAAAAAUGGAAUUCAAGUUAAAGAUAAAAUUUCAUGAAAUCAGACUAUCAAAUUGCAAUACUUUAAAGUGAAUAUGCGAAAAAUUAACAGUGGACAUCCGAUUUUUUGACAUAAGUAAGUAUUAGAGUUGGCCUUAAGCGAGUGCAGGUAUACAAAUGGUACUGGGAUAGAAAAGAAGAAUUGCUGAAAAUAUAAAAAGAUAGACUUUAACAGCUUUGCUAACCAUCAAAAAAACUAUUCAAACUUACUAGAGUUUCAAAGAUGAGUGAUCAUGCAAAUUAAUGUUAAUAGCUAAACAUAUAGAGCUAAUAAUUAUUUCAAUCUUAAUCUCAAGAGAUAAGCAUUUUCAAAGUUUAUAAAAUGGAAAAAUGCACAAAAAAUAUUGCUCUUGGACUUUCUAAGUGA